Messenger RNA from Staurois parvus, 571 nucleotides. The record is from the annotation of a GenBank genome assembly. Lineage: Eukaryota; Metazoa; Chordata; Amphibia; Anura; Ranidae.
GGCAUGGCGGUGAUCAGGAUGCUGGUAUGAAGUAUAGCGUUGAUCAGGACAUUGGUAUGGGCUAUGGCGGUGAUAAGGACAUUGGUAUGGGGUAUGGCAGUGAUAAGGUUGUUGCUAUGGCAUAUGGGGUGAUCAGAAUGCUGGUGUGGGGUAUGGUGGUGAUCAGGAUGCUGCUAUGGGGUAUGGCGGUGAUCAGGAUGCUGCUAUGGGGUAUGGCGGUGAUCAGGAUGCUGCUAUGGGGUAUGGCGGUGAUCAGGAUGCUGCUAUGGGGUAUGGCGGUGAUCAGGAUGUUGCUAUGGGGUAUGGCAGUGAUGAGGACGUGAGUAUGGGGUAUGGCAGUGAUCAGGAUAUUGGUACGAUGUAUGGCGGGUGAUCAGAAUGCUAGUAUGUGGUAUGGGGGUGAUCAGAACGCUGGUAUGGAGUAUUGCACUGAUCAAGGAGCUGGUAUGGUGUAUGGCGGUAACCAGAGCACUGGUAUGGUAUAUGGCAUGAUCAGGAUGCUGGUAUGGGGUAUGGUGGUGAUCAGGUCGUUGGUAUGGCAGUCAUCAGGACAUUGGUAUGGUGUAUGGUG